This is a messenger RNA of Homalodisca vitripennis (glassy-winged sharpshooter), 14796 nucleotides long. RefSeq lists its product as uncharacterized. The record is from RefSeq and is a predicted model, not a curated record. The transcript is spliced from 8 exons. Bases 178 to 2541 code for a protein of 787 amino acids. NCBI's taxonomy places the organism in Eukaryota, Metazoa, Arthropoda, Insecta, Hemiptera, Cicadellidae.
AGUAAAAGAGUGCAAGUGCUCAGUAGUUCCAGCGGUGCCCCAUAGAGAGCUCUAGUGUCGUAUAUAUCGCGCGCUGCCGCGGCUCGUCUUCAGUCAGAUCCAGAUGUUGUAUGGUGUGCGAUCCGUAAGUGUCCGUGUGUGCGCAUGACUCUGACUCGGCCGCCCUUCCAUUCAUAGAUGGGGAAGAAGGGCAAGAAAACACGAUGGAGGCGAUUACCGAUCGGGGGGACGGACGAGGAGAGUGGCCUGAGCCUGGAGCCGGCGCCCCCCUCCACGGACUCCUCCAGGAUCACGUUCAACGAGGACGAGUACACGAAAAUAACGACGCCGAGACAAGACGUGCUGUUCAAGAAGGGUUACUUUGGGCGCAAGCGAACUCCCAACCCCUCUCCCUCGGAUACUCAAGAGGCCCACAGCGGGGAUUCAGUGGAAAGUGAGUCCUACGUGAGUGAGGACCCUCAGUAUGUGUACCCGACUGGUUACAUGGACCCCACAGGAGUCUACUACGUCAAUGGUGGCACAUUUGAGACGUUCGACCCUUACACAGGCAUGGUGACAGUGGUGGUUGGGCCACCCCCCCAGUACCCCGGUGGAGCCCCUGUCCUGGCAGCAUUGCCAUGCCAACCUGUGCCACUACAACCAGUCGAGUGGUUCAACCCACCGGCCCCCUGGUGCUACUCCUACAAUCGGAGAAAGCGGUACUCCACUGAUUCACAGAACUGUAGUGCUCAAAGUUCGGAGUCAACAGGGCCCCCUGGCAGUCCCCAGGAACCUGUGGAGGAGGGGGCUUGUGCCCCCCCACUCUAUCCACAACAAUACGUCUACCCCGGCUAUAUGUUUGGACCACCUGUCUAUAAUAUGAAUGGUGUAACAAUGCAGGGAAUGGUCCCGCAGCCCGUUCCCCUCACUCAGGACCUGUCGGCCAGCAAGCGCCGUAAGAAGCGCAGGAGGAGAAGGAGAGGCGGAGUAACAGAGGAUGGUUCAGAGUCAAGCUGUUGUGAAGAGCCUCUGACAUGUGAUGUGACCGGCUGUCAGUCGGAGACAGGGAGUGAUGCAGUUUGUCAAUCUGGGGCCAGCAGUGAUGGUGGUGUCAGUUCAAAGGCCAACUCUGAUUCAGGCAUCAACACUGACCCGACCCCCAACAGUGGCUCAAACUCCCCUCCUCUUCUCUCUCAAGUCCCUUAUCAUCCACCUGAAGAGCAGUUGAGUGCGGACUGUGUGACUUACCAGAACCAAGGCCUUCCUUUGAGCACCAGUGGUGAGAAUAUCCAAGAGGACUCCAGUUUGACUGAGGUCACCACACCAGAGGAAGUGACAGAGGAACUGUCAACAGCUGAGGAUGAUGUUACACCGAACUUAUGUGCAGCCGCUCCAGAAUUCUCAUCACAAGAGUCUACCUUGAGUUGUCUGUCCACUCCGAGUGCCACAAAAGAGUUUAUUGUCAAUGAAUCGGAAGUAUCAAAUGCUGAGAUAUCUCAUGAAGUUUUUGAGAGCUGUCAGUCCAUAACAGAACCACUUGCUGGUGAAGAUAUAUCUCUUUCUGAAGAUAUAUUCUGUAAGGAUUUAGAAGGACAGUCUUCAACAGCUUUAGUUUCCAACUCUGAUAUAACUGAUGGUGAUCUCAAAACAACUCUUAAAAAGAAUACUGAAAAUGAUGAAAAUAAAGUUGUGAAUCCUGAAAGUAAUGGAAUAAAUGUUGGGGAUGAAAUUAAAGAGAUUUGUUAUGAAGAAGUUAAGAUUAGUGAGGUUUCUGAGUUGCAAACAAAUAUCAGCCUUGAGUUAAUUCAACCUAUAGAAAUAAUUGAAACAUUUGUGAGCUCUGAAGAGGAGAAAGAAACAGAGUUAUUAAAUAAUUGUGAGAUAGAUGUGAGAAAUGAAGCCAUGGAACCUCAAUGUAUAGCAUCAACAAGUACAAAUAAUGAUACAGCAAUUAUCUCUGAAUGUGAACAAUCCUUCUCAAGGUUUUCAUCUUGCAGAGAAUCAAUAGCUCCAGUGCCUCCCCCCAGAAGAAAAAGAUCUAUGAGCCGAGCGGCAGACAAGCUAGCCUCUCGUAUAGUUGAAGAAGCGAUCAAUGAAGGUAUCGAGGAGGCUUGUGAGAGAUUGAGGAGUCCUAUGAGUAUCACAGAGGCAGUAACUCGAUGGCUCAACAGUCAAGGCAGCUCUCCGCUCACAUGUCCUAUCACAGACAGCGAGUCAGGAUCAGACGACGAGGGUAUCGAAGUGGAGGAUGGAUUGACCGAUCAAAAAAACGUGCGAGGCAACCCUUUCCUUGUGUCAUCUCAUAGUGGCACGGGGCAAAGGGUUGCUAAAGACUGUGAAAGCCUAGAGUCGAGUGCGGGUGAAUGGGACAUGUGGGACCAUAGCCACACUCGUGACAUGUGUGAUCCGACACGUUCUGUGGACAGGUACUAUCGCCUGGGUGCGGAUGAUUCCCCCCCCAGAGGGGACAGGGACAAGGUGCCUCCUUCCGUUUAUAAGACUGCGAUGCACAUCCGCCACACCGGGCCCUUCCCUUGUGGUGUGUGCUGCAUCAUCCAAUGAACUGAUUAACUUUUUACCUUGCACUCAAUUCCUCAGUUUCCUCGUUUAACUUGUAUUUAAUUGAUCUAGUUUUACGAUCCAAGCUGUUAAUUGUAACUAAUUUUAAUUGUAACAGAACAUUACAAGACUGAAUCAUCGUGCCAAUUAAGUUCUGUUGAGAAUUCAAAGCCUUAUUUUCUUAAUUUCUCCUUUGGGUGUAUGUGUGUACAGUCAAAAAUACUUUGACAUUUUAAAACGCUACUGGUUUGUGUACGUCAAUUUCUACACAAUUUGUUGCGAGGUCGUACGCUAAGGUGAGGAGAAGUAAGGCUGACGUUCUUAAUAAAUUAAAAACUAACAACUAUUUUCAUCAACGUUGGGAUGAGAGAUUUUUAAUUGUUAACUGAUGCAGUAUAAAAUUGUUUGUAGUUGUUAUAAUGCAAGAAAAGAACUGUUAAAGUGAACUUUUGUGGUGUAAUUGGGUUAAUUCAGUUAAGUAUUUCGCCUCAUUGAUGUGUUGCAGGCGUAGUUCAUUUCCACGUUCCUACAACUUCACAAGUGUUAUUCCAAAUAUUGAAUAAAAGACAUUUGAGCAGUUGGGAGCUAAAUAAUGACCAAGGAUAUCAAGGGAAGACAUUUUAUAGCAAAAACACAUACGAUAUGUUUAAAUCCCAUUAUUUUGUAUUGUUUAAAAAGUGCAGUUGCUGCUGAUUUAGUUUAAGUGUUAUGAUAUCCUAAUUCAAUUUAUCACUAACAUUUUAUGAUUAGUUUGGAAUUAAUUUAGUUCUGUUUCAGGUUGCUUUAUUUUAUGUGAUUUGAUAAGAAACCAAAUAUGUUAUUGUUUUUAAUAUAAGGAUGUAAUGUAUUUUGUUUGUUUUUUUUCUCUAUUGGUCAGUCAUCGCUCUCAUAGUGGUAUGUCCGUUAUUGUAUUGCUUGCUUAUUUGGAAUAUCCAUUGAACAUAUUUUGACAAUGCAUAAGAUGCCGAAUUGAUUAACGUUAAAAUGUUCACAUUUGAAGCCCAAAUUAUUAUUUUAAAAAUUACAUCAGUACUAAAAAAUUUUGUAUUAUUGGUUCUGUAUUCUUAAAUCUUAUGGAAAACAAUUAUUAUUUACCUUGAACUAUAUGUAUUGUCAUAUAACUUUGAGUCGAUGGCAAUAAUUAUCUUGUUCAUGAUAAUCAAAUCGAAGAAACUGUGAUGCUUGUAAUGUUUGUAAACAGCUUAUUGGAAUUCAUUGUGCUGAAAUGAUGACUUAAUAAAUUGUUACCAAUCUUUGUUAUCAGUUAUAAGCAUUUAUCUGUAAGCUACAAAUAAAAUAAUUAUGUUUUUCCAAUAUGUUUAGUUUGACUUUAUUGUUCUUACUGCCAACAAAAAGGUGCACAAUACGACAAUUGAAUGUUUUGCAUAUGUUUCUGUCAAAAAGGUUGUAUUUGAAAUGUGUUCAUUAUCACAAUGUUAUAGACCUAGUUAGGGACUUGUGCAAUACCUCACAGCUGACCAUGUGUAGAUGUAGCCCCACCAAAUCUGGCCGGAUGCUAUCCAUAUUGUACUCUUUUCUUUCAAUUUUGGUGUAGGGUGUUCUAAAAUUAAGUGUUUUUAUCAUGCCUUUUUUUUAGAUAACUACCCGAACGUACUGUUCUAGGCGUAUAUUGUAUGUAGUCGUGGGUGUGUGUCGCUAAGCUCGUGAUAAGUCGGCCUAUGCGUUGUUGUCUUGUAUAGUUGGCUAUACUGCUUCAUUUGAUAGCAUGUGCCUUAGAUCCUAUGUCAUCACAGGGCUAGGUCCGUGUUACGGGCCGAGUCGUAUUGUUACCUGUUAUCAUGUUAUUCUUGAUGACUUCCUGUCUAUAUGUCUAUUUUUACGGCUGUUACAGUUGUUAUCCAGCUGUUUUGUGAUUUGAAUAAAAACUGGUUAAGUGUGUUUUGAAGUAACGUAUGUACUGUUGAUACACGUAUAUGUUAAAAAAUUACACGCAGGUGUUUGUGUGUAUUCAAUAAAAUGUCUAAAGCUGAAAGAUAAUAAUAGCCUAUUACAUUACAUUGUAUGUAUGUUGUGGUAAUAAUAUAAAACUGAGUCUGCCUCAUCUAGCAAUAUUCAAGGUUGUCAUUCGUUAAUGAGUGUUUGGCUGUGUUAAAGAUCGGAUAUGGAACAGUGAUUGAUGGAGUGGAUAGUGACAUAACAGUUCAUUUGAUGGGUUUUGAUGUAUGUAUACCACUUGGAUAACUAAUAAAUUUGUAAAGUGUUGUUGCAUGCAUGUUGGAAAAUUAUACCAUAUUGAAAUUGACAACAUGAGGUACAAAUAAUGUAUGUGUACCUAAAAUUGUUUAAACCAUGACGUCUUUCAAUUGGUCCUCACUGUUUCAAUUAAGUUAAGAGGCCUAAGGUGCUAUGAAAUACAUUACUAUACUAACUAUUGUUUUAUUUUUGUUUUAAAAUUUCCGAUCAUUCUGCAAUGAUUUAUGUCUUGAGUGUUUUUACAAACAUGAAUUCCUUUAUGUGUUACCAAAAUUAUUUGAGAACAGAUUAGAAGGUCAGGAGAAACAUUCAGUAAGCUAUAUUAAUCAAAAUAAUUUAUUCAUUUAUCAACAUAAUUUCAGUGAAUUGCUGUUUUGCCAUUCCAAAACAGUUUCAGCUUAAAAUGCUCUGCUUUAAAUUUAACGCCAUUAUUUCAUUAUUUUGUUUCUUUUGUAUGAAAUUUAACUUCCAAAUUUUAAUCGUACAAUUAGAAUGAAUGUUUUUAUCUGUAAGUUAAAGUAUAAAUUAUACAGUGAAUUUUACAGAUAUAAAAUCCUAAUGUAUCUUAAUCGGAAAACAUCUUGGGUGUUUUAUUAUUAUUAAUAGGUAUGAGGCAUGGACACAUAAUAUAAAAACAUCAUAUUUCAAAUGAUGUUUUGUAGGAAAAGUGUCAUUAGGUAAAAGUAAGAAAAAUGUUUUUUUUAACAUAUUGGAUCUGUACAUACAAAUAUAUAUGUACUAUAAAUAUCAGGCACAUAUGAUUAAACCCUUAAAAGUGCAGCAUAUGGAUAUGUUUUUACCAUCAGAAUCACAGCAUACUGUAAUAUCCAUGUUCUGUUAAUUUAUGUUAUUGCCUAUGUUACAACUCAUGAAAGUGUAGGAAUGUAAUCCAACAUUAUUUCUCCAAAAAUAAUCCAAAACCAGUGAUAUUCUUAUAUUGUUAUUUCAUCUGAUGAUGCAUGUGGACAUAUAAAUAACCGCACCAUAUUUGUAUAAUUUGGCUGCCAAUACUGGUAGAGCUUUAAAAAAAUGUUUUUUUAUCAUUAUUUUUUUCUUCCAAGAAAGAAAAAAUAAUAUGCUAAUCAUAUCUAGGCCAAAUUUUCUUCAUUACUUUAAAGGUUAAAAUAUAAUAUUAGAAUCGUACAAAUGGUUAUCGGCCUCCAUGUAUAAUAUAAUAAUCAUAAAAUAAUUAAAUAAUAAUGAAAUGAAAUGAUAAUAAUAAUGAAAAUCACAACUGAAGUGUAAUUGCAAUAAAAGCAAAUGUAAAUUGUUAUAAUUUUUUAAAUCUGUGUUAAAAUGAUUAUUUUAUUAUUAUCUUAUUGUCAAAAACAUGGAUUGUGAAGGUUUAUGUUGGAUCUCUAUUUUCCACAAUCAAUAUACGGUUUGCAAGUGAGUAGCAUAAUGUGAAUGUGAAUCUGAUCACUAACCUUUCUCUCAUCAGGACUGGAUGAGAAAGAUAAACCUCAGAUAUAAUAUGAUGUCUUCUGAAUGAAUAGUAUUUAGAUACUCUGUUAGAUAUUCAAUGACCUGAAUGUAACAUUGUUCAGGCAGUAAGCAAUGUUUAGUUGCUUGAUUUAUCAGCCAUAUUAAUCAAUACGUAUUCUCAAAAGAACAAAUUCAUUUCUAUUUUUAAAAUUCAACAAUGUUAGAGAUAUUUUAAUGAAGGGAAGUAUUUUGUAAUAGUUUUAUCAUAUGCCUCCAACAAUAUGUCAAUAUUGUGUAAUUAAACUUGUUUAAAUUAAAAAUAUCCUGUCACUUACAAUUUAUUUAAUUUCUAGAGAAAGUGAUUGGGACUCAGAAUAUGAGAAACAAAUCAAAACACAAGCAAAUCAUUCAAAUUAAUAAUGUGUUUUUAUCCUGUAAACAUAAUAUUUAAUUUUCAUAAUUUCUUCUAUUGAUUUUCCCGUAAACUAAACAACAGGUAAUAUAACACUGCAGCAACAAGUCUCAGUUUACACAGAUGCUGGCAAGUGAGAAUGUAGCAGUGAUGCGGACCUGCAAUGUGGCCAAUGAAUUUCGGAACUUGCUUUACCCUCCGACAACCUUUGUUUAGUUUUAAAAACCAAUUUGUUUUAUCUUUUGAGUCAAGAGAAUCUACAUAAUUUGUGAAAUUCCAUUGAAUUUAAUACCCACUUCUCUAACAAUGACAUUAUAAUUGUGUUAAAUAUCACUCAUCUAAAAUAUUACAAACUUAUUUUUUGUUUUGUAUAAAGACAAACAUAUUAACUCAUGGGACCCAAGUUUAGCAGAAUCAUGUCAUGCAGUGCCUAUGACCAAGGGUGAUCAUGUCAUAUAAACAAAUAAUAUGUCUAAGCAAGACGUUUUAAAAUUAAAAAAUGAAAUUUUAACUUUAUGUGGAAUUUUUUAAAGUACAAGUAAUAAAAACCUGUCUAUUAAUUUAGUUACACCUGGAUAUGAAGUAGUUCAAACAACUGCCUCAAGAAUUUGUUGGUGCUACCUGUUGUGAGUCUUUUUUAUGAGUUUGAUCACUCAGAUCUCUUUUUACAGCACAAUAGAUGGCAUAUAGCUCUAUUAAUAUUAUUUUUUUAAUUAAAUAAUUUUCGUGGAGUGAUUUAAAUGUUAACUUCCUUUGUUUAAACAUAUUUAAAGGUUAGUCAGUGCUCCAUAUCUAUUGAGACUAGACUGUAAUACAAAAACAUUUUAUCUUUGUGCUGUUUUUGUUUUUACUUAAACAUUUAACUUUAACAGUUCUGGGUUUUUAUAAUUAUUAGUCUAUAAAUAAUCCAUUUUCUAACUAACUCUCCUCUUCAUCCACAAUUUUAAUUGAAAUAGUUUAAUAUUUUGCUCCACAACACCAAAGUGGCUCAUUUGUUACUAUUCCACAAAAUCUUAUUAAAGAUUUUCAAUAAGUUCAGUUUAAAUAAGCAAUAGUUUUCAAAAUGUUUUUUUUAUGUGACAAUACCAUAUUCUUUUUGUUUCUUGGGUAGUUUGUUGUAGCUGUUCUGGUUCCUCUAUUUUUAUUCACAAUAUAAUCCAGAUUUCCCAAUGAAUUAUUGUCAUUAUUGUGUUAUUUUAGGAAUGUCUCUCAUUUAUUAUCUUCUUAUUAUUUAUUAUUAUCUCACGCAACAAAUAACAGUCAUGUACAUGAGUUGUACACUUGUUGCAUUGAAACCAGUGAUACAAGUAUUUUUAUAGCUUUUUGUUUUUGAUGUGGUUAUCUGGUAAGGUGCCAUUGGCGGCUCAAGCCCUCUCAAAAUUUUGAAAGGCAAUCCUUACAAUUGCACCCAGUUGUUUGUUUUAAGCUAGGACACUUUUCUGAAGUCUUAAACCUCAACAAUUUCUCAGAGUAAGAUUCCCAAGUCCCUGUUUUUUAGGGUAUUCUAUACCCCCUAAACCACCCAAUGGAUCAACACCCCCUGAAAUAAUGUUCUAUAUAUGCCACUAUAAGGGGCUGUAAUAAGAAGAAAUAAUAAUACAAAACUAUGAUUGAAUUUAGUUGCCUUUUUAAGCAGAACAUAACAUUUUUUUAUAAAGAAGAUGCUAUUGAAUAUUAUGUAUAUGUUGCUGUACAACAACAGUGCUGUGAUAGUGCACUGUAUGGUUCAUGAGAUAGGAGUACAGACAGAGUAUUAACAGUUUAGUGGGAGUGCAAUGCCCUUUUAACUGUGUGAUUAAAUUUGUUUUAUUACUCGAUGGUGGCAGUCGGAGAAGGCAUUACAAAAACUGUGUCUGUAACUGAACUACUCCAGUGGACUGCCUACUGUUGCUUUUUGGACUUCAAGUGGAACAAGAAGCUUAAAUGAAUCGUUUUUACCAAAAACUCUCCUUUUUCAUAAAUAUGAAUGUGGAUUAAGUGAAUAGAAUACUACUGAAUCAACAAAUAAAUAAAACUUUUAAAUCAGUUUGUUAUUAUUAAUGUGGAUUUAUUUUAAAAGUCAAUGUACUGUUAGAUCAAUAUUAUAAUCCCUUACACUCUUGAGCAUAAAACAUACUCCACACUGGUAACAAUCAGAAUCUUGACUUAAACAAUAAAUUUCUUUCAACAUCCCGAGUUGUUCAUUUAAAAACUUUAAAAGAAAUUAAUAGAGCAUAUCAGAUAAUUAUUUGUAGUAUUUGUAAUAAAAAUUGCUAUUAGUGAUCAGCUCUGUAAUGCUGAUCUAACCACACUAGUAAGAAGUAAUAUGAGAAGUGUGAUCCCUCACAUUCGUGUUCUUCUCUCUCUUCUGGUGUCCCAGCAGUAAUAUUAACUUUGUGUUAAACCCAGCACAAAUAAUUAUUUUCUUGCAAAGAUUUAUCUGACAGUCCCACCUUAUAGUAACUAAUUUAUUUUUAAUAAUUGGUAUUAGGGGAAGCUGGCCACAGAUGCCGGACUUCAAUUUGGGUCAUACAUAGAUAGUGCAGGUUGAAAUCUUAGCUUCAAAAUCACUUUUUACCAUUUCAGUCCAUCUCUUGUACAAUGAUUCUUCCUCUUAUUCUCUUUGGCAUGGCCCUCACACAGUUGUGUAGCGCAUGAGGAUAGGUAGAGUAAAACUGAAUACGAAACUAGUUACAAGUCUCUCUGGGGUUAGUAACUAAGACCACCCAACGGAACUCACUUGAACUGUGCUCUGUCUAGGAAAUGACAGUGCGAGGAGUGGCUAAAAAGAGUCGUAAAAAAGUGUGCUGAAACAAAUGACCAAAAUACCUAUUGUUUUCAUGUAAUGAAUAUGGCCUAUUUGUACAGUAUGUAAAAGAGCAGGAUAUACUGACUCUAUUUUGAUUUUAGCCCCUUAAGAACAAUGUUAAACCUCACAAACACUUUUACGUUAUUAUUUUUUGUCAUAAAGUUAACGGGAGAUAUUUCAUUUUAAAGAUGUAUUUAAUACGCACCCAAAACCUUUUUUGUUUUUUUUUUUUAGAUUUCUAUAGAUUAUUUAAGAAAAAUCCUCAAACUUUUUUAAUUUUACUAUUUUAAUACUCAACGAAAUGUGCACUUUAAUGGUAUCUUUAAAAUGGUAUAUCUUCCGCAGUCCCAAAACCAAAAAAUAGGGGCUUAAAAGUGUUUUGAGGUUUUAACAUUAUUCUUAUGGAGUAAAAUUCAAGAUUGAUUUACUUCAGCCGGCACAAGUUUGUGAACUUUUACUCAUAAAGUCUUGUAUCACUCUUUUGUUGUAAAUUUCAUGAUAUUAACUGUGACAUAUAAACAUACUCUCGUUGAAUUAAAAGCGUUCAAGAUUACAUAAAAAUUAUACUCUCAGGAAGUAUUUGCAAUUAAUUUUUUAGGACAGCUAAAUUUUACAUUUUGUGUGCUUUAAAUAAGUUUUAACACAUUAAUUAUAAAUAAAACAAUUCUACUUGAUUAUUUUAUAAGGUGAAAACAAUGAUUUUCUUUUAACAUCUGUUGACUGAAAUAGAUACAGGGGGACCAAAAUAUAUCAACAUUUUAAUUUUGUUAGCAACGUUUUGACGUGGUACGAACCAGAAAAUUUAGACGAUGUCUUGAUUUUUUUUACAAAGAAAAACUGAAUUAGCUAAUGAACUAUUUUUAAAACUUUGAUUUUUCGUAAAUGUUGAUUAACCACUUCCAACUUGCUGAAAAAUAUUUAAAUUAAUUAUAGCGUGGAAUAUCACUUGCUGUAGAUUGCACCAUGGUAUAUUAAAAACAGUGGAUUUAAUGUUUUAUAGGAGUAAAAGUAACAGCAUUUUUUCAGAUACUUGCCAUUGCUUAAUGAUACAAGAAACUAUUAAAACCUUUUUUUGGAAAUACCAAAAAAAAUCCUGUUACCUUCACAAUCAUUUUGUGAUCAAAAAUGAACUCUAAAAAAAUGUGUAGGAGAGUUUAAUUCCAGAUGACAGAAGAUCUCCUCAUCUGUUCUCUGCUUACACAUUUUCAUCUCUUGUAUUUUUCUCUGUUUGAAGCACUCAAGAUAUUAAUUUGGGGAACCACUCUUUUGAUGAUGACCAAAGAAUGAAAUCACUUGUGUACAACUGACUAAUCGGUAAGAGAUACAGCCAACUUGAACAAAUAUCUCUGAUCUAGUUCUCUGAAGAUUUAAAAUUAAUACUAUGCAGUGAAACAAGAAAAUUAAUUAUUUACUGCAAUUAUAGUCAAACAAAAACUGUAGAUUUAUGUUCAAUUUACCUCCAUAUAAUAUUUACUAAUGUUUAAAAAUAUUAUUUGGUCCAAGACAAGAUAAAACUGAUGCUAAUGUGUCAACAUAAAUUGAAUAUAAAUUUAAUUUUUAUUUGCCUUAGCUUUGAAUACAUCUUCAUUUUUGUGAACAGAAUGAAUAGAGCAUAUCACAAUUGUAUGGUUUUAAUUGGUGUUUGUUAAGAAGAUGGACAACGGAAUUGGAACUUUACCAUUCAUAGUACUAAAGUACAAAUUGUUUAGAAUAAAGAAAUUCUAGAUUUUUCAAAAAUACCUUAGAGAAUUUGAAUAGAAUAAUUAUAAGCAAUAUUUUCUGUCUGUAUCUUAUUUAUAUUUUUAAUAGUUUACUCAUAUAUUACCAAAUAUAAUGAGCAUUUUAUAGUUACAUUAUAUAGUUUACAUUAAAGAAAACUAAAUUUAAGAAUUUCUAACUCUGCCUUGAAAUUAAAUUAAUAAUAACAUUAAUGUAGUUCUGUCUUUUAUAAGCUAUCACUUUCAGUUUUAAGGUAUCUAAAUUGCAUAUAAAACCUACAAACUUAUCUAUCACUCUUCAUGAAAGGAGAAACGCUUUAUUUGUUAUAUUAAUUUGUUGUACCAUUUUAACUUCUCUGUAUUCAGUAAUGCUGUAUGUACAAAAACAGCAUUUAAAGAUUUCUAAUGUUUAGUUAUUAAAUCUUAAAAUAGAAAAAUAUUGUAAAAGCUAUGAAUCAUUUUUCAAACAGAAGUAUUUUUUUAAAAAGAAACAUUUACAUUAUUUUUAAAAAGAUAAAAGUGUUAUUUUGUCCUAAUUGAUGUUCAAGAUGUAUUUACAUUUAUAACAUUACCAUAGUAUUGUAUAACACUUCUUAAAAAGUCUAUAAUAAUGUUCCUAGUUACAUCUAUGACUAAUUAUAAAUGAUUUAAAAUGAAGUUGUUUGUACCAAUAUCAUUGUUGUUAAGUUUCAGUGCUUAAAUUUUAAGCUUUUGUUGUUAGUUAACACAUUCACUGCUGAUCUAAAGUCAGUGGUGAUAUGUUGAAAAUGAUAAACAAGCAUUAUUUACUUAAUAAAAACACUAUACAAAAUGAUCGGAAAAGUCUUCCUACGAGUAAAUAUAAGGAGUAAAGAUAAGAGUGUCAGUUGUGUACAAGAUAGUAUGGGCACGACAGAUAUCGUCCGCAGUGAAUGUGUUAUAGACAAGAGAAAAUUAAUCAGAACGGUCAGUAACAGUUUCCUAAAAAUGAUAUAAAGACAGGAAAUCUAGAAUAAAAUUUGAACAGUACACAGACCAGUUGAACAGAACUAGAUUUGACUGUUGAUUAUUUUAAGCACAAUAAAUUGUUGCAGAAUGUACUUAUUCUGAGCCUCUCCUUUCUCCUCUUUACCUCUCUCUCUGUCGUAGGGCAGAGGACAUGAGCUCUCUGAUUUUGAAAUCAUUUUCAUAUGACAAGUUUGAAUGUACAUGUUAAUUUUCAAUUUCUGGGUUGAUUUUUAUUUCUUGUUUCUAUUUAUAGAAAACUUAAUUCUGAAAUUAAAGCUGGAUGCAAAGUGCAACAUUUAAUUCUGACUAUACGUUACAUUAAUUAUAAUUCCUUUCUGUAGGAAUUUGAUUGGUAUGGAAAACAUUGGAAACAAAAGUUUGAAAAGUACAGAAAUAUAAUUCUGUUGUAGGAAAAGCCAAUUCUAUCUUUAUGUACUUCCAUCAACUUGGGUGAAUAAAAUUGCAUAGGUUCUGUAACAUAUUAGUUUGCAUAAAAUCUAUAAUUCUUAGAAAAGUUCAUUUUACACCUACCUUCGUUAAUUUUAUUUGUUCAAUCCCAGGAGAAAGGAGAGAGCACUUGGAGUCAAUUAUUUAACUAUAACUGAACAUUUUGCUGAAAAUAGGUUUUUUUGGUACCAUUUGAAUUUAAAUAGUAUAAAGCAAUGACUCAGCUAUAGGUUUUAACACAUCAGACAACAAUCCAAUUUAUUUGAAUUUAUUAAAAUCAGUUUGUAUGAGUUGAUAUUGAUUGUAAUGGAUCAUGCCAUGGUCAAAUGUAAAACUGUGAAAGUAUGAGAUAUUAAGAGAAGGAAAUAGAAUAGAUUUGUAGGAUAUCUUGAAGCCAAUGCCUGCCUCAGCUUCAUGUCUUGUUAACUGAAAUGCCAUAUAGUAAUGGAAAAAUGUAGUUAGUUUAAAAUGCAUUUCUGUUUUUUUUGAAAUUUGCUGUAUCAUUUAAUUCCACUAGGUAAACCUGUCCCCACAUUAGGUGCGAUAUGUCAUAGAAAUCACUUUACAUUUGCUACUUUAGUGUGCUGUUUUUUUAAUGAAAUCAUGUUUCAUUACUGUAUUAAUACUGUCAGUUGUGCAUUAGGAUGUAAUGUUACUGAUUGGUAUUCGUAGUAGUUUAUUUUAUUUGCAACAUGAAUUUUAAACAAUUUUAGAAAUACACAGUGUUUUAUAUUUUACUGUAUUUUUGUCCAUGCUACAGAAACAACAUUUACAUCAUACUAACAUGGUACUGUGUUAGCAGUUAAUAGUAGAAUUUGAGCAUAAUUAAUUUCAAGAAUUGUAUUAUCAACAAAUCUUUGGGGUUAUUGAAUCCAAUAUUUUUGUGUGGCAAAUGAAUGGAAAAUAUCAGAAAUAAUUUUUUUUUAACUACAGAGGAAUACUUUGAAACAUAUCAGUGUGAUAUUUCCACAACGUUAAUACGUAGCAGCUUGGAGCAGUUACAGAGUUUGGAAUUGUGAGCAAUAUUUAAGUAAGCUCAUCAUCUGAAUUUUUGAAAAAACUUAAUACAAAUUUAAACAGCAAAAUAAUUUAAAUGAAUGUAAGAAAUUGCAAAUAGACUAGCAAAGGAAAUUGUUACUUCCAAAUCUUUCUUGUUCAACAAAAAGAAUUUCCUCUGCAGUGAAUUUAUAUAAAGAUUUUUUUCAACAUGAGUUAUAACAAAUAUAAAAAAGAUUAUCAGUUUACAAAUUUCAACAUGUGAAAAAUUUUAAGAUUUGGGUAUUGGUAUUUAAAAAAGAAAUGUGUGAUGUCAAGCUAAUAAAUGCAUUUGUUAGCCCAGUUUUGAGAAACUUGGAGCACGCAAUCAAGUAUGUUUGUCUGCCAAACUUCCACCAAGUGAAAGAGAGUAUCUGCUCUGACUCUGAAUAAGUCACACAAUCAUAAUCCCUCUAGUUAGCAACAAUAUAAAAAUUUAAAUUACCUCACAUAUUAAUUUAACAGCAAAGGUUCGUGUCAUUUAAAUAAGUUACUUUUAUUAUUACAAUUUCUUUGUGGAUAAUACAUAUGAAUCCUAAACAUAUUCACUGUCUACGUUGAGUGAACAAACCAAUUCCACUUUAAAACUGUUAUUUGGCUUCAAGUAUUUGAAAAAUUUUCAUUAAUAUUGGUUUUGUUUUCAUCACGCUACAAAUUAUUUAUCAGACAAAAUCUAAAUUUACAAUUCUCCAUUUUUAUAAUGCUUGUGUCUCUUAAUUCUGGAUUGUCUUGUUUGUGGCGAUUUUGCUGUGGUUUCUCUUUAAGAAGUAACAGUAUACAAGAAAAUAAUUUUCCCUUUUGAAAAAUUAUGUAAAUUCACAUAACUAAAGACAAGGGUAAUGAAGCAAAGUGAUAUUUCUACAUUUUAGCUUCCCCUAUCUGAGUGUGGCUUUGUUGGCACAUUUUACUUUAAUUAAACAGUAAUCAUGGAGUGACAACAGUCGCUCAUUGAGACCGUUAAGACAAAGUUGAGUGAGUUCAGUACCUUGGAUCAUCGGAAGGAGUGUUGAUGCAACAGCAGAGAAUGGCAGAUGAACAUACUUGGCACGUAACUGUAUCGAUGACUUUGUAGUAAGUAGUCCAGUGUGCUGCAUACUACUGUUGUACCACCUUGUUGUUAAAUGGUAUGAUAUAACAGCUUUACCUUUUUUGAAGUUUAUAUUUUCAUUUAUAGAAUCUAAUUUAAUAUUGUAAAACGUUGAAUAAUACAUACUGUGAUUGUUAAAACAUAA